AUGGGGUUAAUAGGCCACCAUCACCAGAGACACACUUGUAAAGAGGCUCACAGUGUUUCCUCUUUUCUCCUUAGGUACCGAAAGCUUCCUGGCUACCAUCACCCUGUCCUUACCAAUGAUUGCCAGAAUGCUUCCAUCUAUUUCCUGAAGAACCUGGAAUCCUUUGGGGUGGACCCAUCCAGGGUAGUUCUCUGUGGAGAUAGUGUUGGAGCUUGGGUUAUGGCCGCUGUCAUACAGGCCUUAACGAGCUUUCCCAGUCUACCCCAAGUUACGGCUCAAGUCCUGAUUUAUCCAAUAUUAAAUCUGAUCAAUUUUCAGUUACCUUCACAUCAGCAGAACAAAAAUGUGCCUUUCCUUACCAGAGAUUUCAUGUUUAUGUGUAUAUGUAAAUACCUUGUCAUUGACCCCUCUUGGAAAGAUGCCAUGUUAACAGGUGCUGCCAUACCUCUGGACAAGUGGAAGAAAUACAGGAAAUGGCUCAGCUAUGACAACAUUCCCAGAAGGUUCUGGAGCCAAGAUCCACAACCUGAGAUUCUUGGGCCUUUUAAUGAGGCAGCCUAUCUAGAAACAAAACAUACUUGGAGUGCAAAAAUUUCACCUCUUCUUUCAGAUGACAAGACCAUUGCUCAGCUUCCUAAGACAUUUCUGGUGAGCUGUGAGCAUGACAUGGUCCGUGAUGAUGCCUUGCUCUACAAGAAGCGCUUGGAAGACCAGGGGGUCCCUGUGAGCUGGUACCAUGUGGAAGAUGGCUUUCAUGGGUGCCUAUUGUUGUUUGAUAAGAAGUGUUUUUCUUUCCCCUGCUGUAUGAAACUUAUAAAUGCUGUCAUCAGUUACAUCAAGGGCAUUUGACAGUAUGCUUGGGAUUUCUGUAAAUGGGGAAAGGAACACCUAUGAUUCAGCUGGGGCCUUUGCUUACUUAGAUGUUUUUUGGGAAAGGAGAUGAUGAUGCCAUUCUUCAUCCCGGAAGAAAUGAGGAUCUGCAAGCAAAGACUCUUGGCUUCCUACUCAACAAAGUCUCAUCUGUCCCCUCCCUACACCACUAAUAUCAUGCUUUGGAUCCAGCCACAGUCUCUACUCUUUCAUUAGGUAAAAUACAUAUUGUAGUCAUAAAAAUGGUCUUUGUUUUUUUGAAAGUUUACCCAGGUCUGUGUAGAA
Molecule: messenger RNA, 1155 nt
Organism: Cricetulus griseus (Chinese hamster)
Lineage: Eukaryota; Metazoa; Chordata; Mammalia; Rodentia; Cricetidae
Source: RefSeq, a predicted model, not a curated record